AUGGCAACCCUUCUCAAGUGCUUCGGAGGCUCUGCCUCUACUUCUAGGAAGAGGAAACAACCUUCCACAACCGUAGAAGAGCUUUGCCACCGCUUCUCUCUUUCGCAACUUGAAGAAGCGACCAACAACUUUCACCCCACCCGAAUGAUCGGUGAAGGAGCUUUUGGUCCCGUAUACAGAGGUGGCCGCAUCUCUAUCGAUGGCCAAUCAAUAGAAAUUGCAGUGAAGCGUAUACCUCCAGGAAAUUCCUUCCAGGGCCGUUCUGAGUUCGAGAACGAGAUCGUGAUGAUGUGCCAGCUACACCACCCCAAUCUAGUGUCUCUCGUUGGAUUUUGUGACGACAAAAAUGAAAUGAUCGUGGUCUACAAGUACGUCCCAAACAAUUCCCUCUACUAUCAACUUUAUGAGCAGCAUGGCAAGUCGUCACCAGUUGAGCCAUGGAAGAAAAGGCUAGAAAUCAGCAUCGGAGUAGCGCGUGCGUUACAAUACCUUCACUCAGGAACCAAACGCACCAUCAUUCAUCGCAGUGCAGAACCGGGUAACAUUAUUUUGGACGAGAAUUGGAAUCCCAAGCUCACAUAUUUCGGGCUUUCUAUAAAAGGACCAAAGUUUUCGGCAAAGGAGGCAAAGCCCAUAAAGCUGGACGUGGUUGAAGGUCCGUGGGGAUAUAUAGCACCCGAGUGCUGGGCGCUUACUAAUGUCACAUAUAAAUGUGACGUCUAUUCUUUUGGAGUGAUUUUGUUAGAACUGAUAUGCGGAAAGAUGAUGUUCCAAAUUUGUGAGCAUGAGGGGCGUCUUAUUGAGAGUGCAGAUGCUACUUUAUUUGCAUGUAGUGUGGUUAAGAAAGUACGAAAUGCAGCCGAGAAUGGGAAUAAUGAUGAGGGAAUUAUUGAUCCGAGAUUGGAGGGACAAAUAGCGCCACAGUGUUGGAGACUGUACAUGGACAUUAUAGGGAGUUGCUUGAGCGUAGAUCCCCACGAGAGGCCAGACAUGGGCGAUGUUGAAGUGCAACUUGAACGCCUAUUACAGCUGCAAGAAGAAGCAGAUCAUGCCAAUCAUGGGUUUUAUUCUUUCCUCAUUUAA
Molecule: messenger RNA, 1083 nt
Organism: Prosopis cineraria
Lineage: Eukaryota; Viridiplantae; Streptophyta; Magnoliopsida; Fabales; Fabaceae
Product: receptor-like protein kinase ANXUR2
Exons: 1
Coding region: 1-1083 (360 amino acids)
Biological process (GO): protein autophosphorylation
Cellular component (GO): plasmodesma; plasma membrane
Molecular function (GO): transmembrane receptor protein tyrosine kinase activity; ATP binding
Source: RefSeq, a predicted model, not a curated record